Messenger RNA from Zingiber officinale, 1709 nucleotides. Its product is annotated as inner membrane protein PPF-1, chloroplastic-like. Gene Ontology annotation, molecular function: membrane insertase activity. The transcript is spliced from 11 exons. The coding region runs from base 137 to 1471 and encodes 444 amino acids. Gene Ontology annotation, cellular component: chloroplast thylakoid membrane. Lineage: Eukaryota; Viridiplantae; Streptophyta; Magnoliopsida; Zingiberales; Zingiberaceae. The record is from RefSeq and is a predicted model, not a curated record. Gene Ontology annotation, biological process: protein localization to chloroplast; protein insertion into membrane; thylakoid membrane organization.
CGCGUGGCCUGGUCCUCUCCUUCCUCUCGUCUCCCUUUUCGCUCCACCACUUCCUCGCUUCCUCAUCCGAUUCCCCUCUUCUCCUCCGUCCGCGCAUGAAACCCUAAUCCUCACCCCACCUCAAACCAGCUCACCCAUGGCGAGAUCCCUGGUCCCCUGCCAAUCCCCCUUCCUCGUCGCGCCGCUCCCGACACUCCCCCGGUCCGGCCUGCCGCUCUGCCGGCCACGGAGGAUGGGGACCAGGGUCAGGAUGAGCUUACAGGAGAUCCCGCCGCUCGAUUCCUUGGCCCAACUCCAGGGGAUCGCUUCCAGGGUGGAGGGCCUCCUGUACACACUCGCGGAUGCCACCGUGGCCGUGGAUGCUUCUAGUACCGCGGCCGAGGCGUCCGCUGCCACCCAGAAGAAUGGAGGCUGGUUUGCGUUCAUCUCGGAAGCGAUGGAAAUCGUUCUUAAGGUGUUGAAAGAUGGUCUGUCAGCUAUACACGUGCCAUAUGCUUAUGGAUUUGCAAUUAUCCUACUAACUGUAAUUGUGAAGGUGCUGACGCUUCCUUUGACCAAGCAGCAGGUUGAAUCGACAUUAGCCAUGCAAAGCUUGCAGCCAAAGAUCAAGGCAAUUCAAGAGAGAUAUAAGGGAAAUCAGGAAAGAAUACAGCUAGAGACUGCUCGCUUGUAUAAGCAAGCUGGGGUGAAUCCAUUGGCAGGAUGCUUACCAACUUUGGCUACAAUACCUGUUUGGAUCGGUUUGUAUCAAGCACUUUCAAACGUUGCAAACGAGGGGUUGCUGACAGAAGGUUUCUUCUGGAUUCCCUCUUUGGCUGGUCCAACAACAAUUGCUGCUCGACAGAGUGGAGCUGGCAUUUCAUGGCUCCUACCUUUCGUGGAUGGACAUCCACCUCUCGGAUGGUCUGACACAGUAGCCUACCUAGUUUUACCUGUUCUUCUCGUUGUUUCACAAUAUGUCUCCAUGGAGAUCAUGAAGCCACCCCAGACAGAUCCAGCUGCAAAGAACCAACUUCUUGUAUUCAAGUUUCUUCCUCUUAUGAUUGGUUAUUUUUCGCUCUCUGUGCCAUCAGGGCUGUCAAUCUAUUGGUUCAUCAACAACAUUCUAAGUAUGGCACAACAAAUUUGGUUACGGAAAUUAGGCGGGGCGAAGCCUGCGGUCAGCAGUGAUGCUGGUGGAAUCAUUAGUGCAGGACGAGCCAAACGUUCUGUUUCGCAGCCGGCGAAGGCUGGCGAAAGGUUUAACAAAUUAAAAGAAGAAGAAAAUAGGAAAAAACUCAAUCAAGCAUCGCCAACCGAGGAGAGACUUCCUUUAGCUUCCAUUGACUCCGAUGAUGAAUCAGACGGGGAGUCGAAUAAUAAGGGAGAAAUCUUGGAAGAGACAUAUGCCUCUAGUAAAGGCAAAAAACUCCCAGAAUACACUCCACCGAAGAAAGGGAAAAGAUCGAAAAGGAGGCGUGCGGCAAUAUAGAUUAGAAAAUCCCAUGAGCGGCAUGACCCCAAAAUCUGGUCAGUGUUAUGCAUCUCCCACAGAGAAACAUACACAAAAUGCAUCUCUCCCAGUUUUUACUUGGGCUUACUUUAAAAUUUGUCGCUCUGUACAAUUCGAUCGAGUUAGAAGGGGAUACGAGGGGAAUCUAGGCGAUUUAUUUUUUUCAGACCUAUUUUGUGCAUGAAAUGUUAUUCUAUAAUAGUGGCCGUUUGAUUUA